Messenger RNA from Arabis nemorensis, 1380 nucleotides. Lineage: Eukaryota; Viridiplantae; Streptophyta; Magnoliopsida; Brassicales; Brassicaceae. The record is from the annotation of a GenBank genome assembly.
AUGACAUCUCCAAGCACAAGCAACAAUCAUCGAUGUUUAAACCUAAUUUCAAAAUCCAAAACCCUACAAAACCUCAAGCAAAUCCAUGGCCAAUUCAUCACAACAGGUCUCUCUCACCACACGUUUCCUCUCAGUAAACUUCUUCUCUUAUCCUCCACAGUCUCUUUAUCCUACGCACUCUCUAUCUUCAAUCGAAUCCCAAAUCCUUCUGUUUUCCUCUACAACACUCUCAUUUCCUCAAUCGUCUCCCAUCACAAUCCCACUCAAACCCAUCUCGCGUUUUCUCUCUACCAUCAGAUUCUGAGCUCUAGAUCCCAAAGACCCAAUGAAUUCACUUACCCUUCUCUGUUCAAAGCUUCUGGCUUUCACUCGCGGUUGCAUCGCCAUGGAAGAGCUCUUCAUGCCCAUGUGUUGAAAUUCGUCGAAUCGGUGAAUCAUGAUCGGUUUGUGCAAGCUGCUUUGGUUGGGUUCUACGCGAAUUGUGGUAAAUUGAAGGUAGCUACAUCUCUGUUCGAGCGAAUUAGUGAACCUGAUUUAGCUACUUGGAAUACUCUUCUUGCUGCAUACGCUAAUUCCGGCGAAAGUGAGGAGGUUUUGCGGUUGUUCGUGGGUAUGCUAAAGAGUUCGUCGGUGCGACCUAACGAGGUUUCUCUUGUGGCUUUAAUCAAAUCUUGUGCGAAUUUGGGUGAAUUAAAGGGAGGAUUCUGGGCUCAUGGUUAUCUCUUGAAGAUCAAUCUGACUCUUAACGAGUUUAUUGGAACUUCUCUUAUCGACCUCUACUCAAAGUGCGGAAGUUUGAAAUUUGCCCGUCAAGUGUUCGAUAAAAUGACUAAGAGAGACACUUUAUGUUACAAUGCAAUGAUUCGCGGUUUAGCAGUUCACGGGUUAGGCCAAGAAGCUGUGAAAUUUUACAAGAACAUGGUCUCUCAAGGAUUACUCCCGGACGACGCAACUUUCGUAGUGACGAUUUCCGCAUGUUCGCAUUCGGGUUUAGUCGACGAGGGUCUCCAAAUAUUUCACUCGAUGAAAGCGGUUUACGCCAUCGAGCCUAAGGUUGAGCAUUACGGAUGUUUAGUUGAUCUAUUGGGCCGGUCCGGGAGGUUGGAAGAAGCGGAAGAAUGCAUCAAGAAAAUGCCGAUGAAACCGAACGCGACGUUGUGGAGAUCGUUUCUUGCGUCAGCUCAAAUCCACGGCGACUUGGAGAUGGGUGAAAUUUCGCUAGAGCAUUUGUUGGGGUUAGAAUUUGAAAACAGCGGAAAUUAUGUGCUUUUAUCGAAUAUUUAUGCCGGAGUUAACCGUUGGGAUGACGUGGAGAAAACCCGGGAACUUAUGAAAAACCACCUUGUCAAUAAAUCUCCAGGGAUUAGUACUAUUAGUUAG